Molecule: messenger RNA, 4750 nt
Organism: Delphinapterus leucas (beluga whale)
Lineage: Eukaryota; Metazoa; Chordata; Mammalia; Artiodactyla; Monodontidae
Gene: PHKA2
Product: phosphorylase kinase regulatory subunit alpha 2
Biological process (GO): glycogen metabolic process
Cellular component (GO): phosphorylase kinase complex
Molecular function (GO): calmodulin binding
Source: RefSeq, a predicted model, not a curated record
CAACAGCCCCCGCUGAGGUCGACGGCCGGCAGGGAGGUAAGGGGCUGAGAGAGGCAAACCUUCCCGCCCGGAGCCAAGUUCCCCGCUGCUCUCGGGGGCCACCUCGUUUUCCUUCCCCCACUGGCCGCGACUCGGAGGGUUCCGUUCCGCGGCGGGGGCGCGGCCGGGGACUGGGCUGUGAGUCUGCUGCGGCAGGCGGGUCGUAUAGAGUUCACGGCCGGCCCCGAGGCCGUCUCACGACAGCCCGAAGACAAAAAAGGCUCGGCGGGGGCAUCGUCGCCCCACGCCCGGAACCCAGUUCCCCACUUCUCUCGCGGGGCCGCGAGAGACCCGCGAGCGUCGGGAGCGCUACGGAUCUGGUCAAGGCGGGGCAGCCAUAGCGCCAGACCCUUUCUCUUCCUCCGCGCCUCUCAGCAGUAAGAAGCUCUAGUUGGCUUGCUUUCCAAUCAUAGUUUGGUUCUGUCGUUUAAAAAAGUCCCUACCUCGUAACGCCGGGCUCCAUCUCGAGAACUGACCGAGGCUUGUGAGUGCUUGGGAACCGGGCCCGCUCGGCGGCCGCAGCCCGGGCGUCCCACCUCCUUGUAGCAGGUCGAACGCCGAGGCCCCGGAGCAACGCGGAGAUGAGGAGCCGGAGCAAUUCCGGGGUCCGCUUAGACGGAUACGCGCGGCUGGUGCAGCAGACAAUCCUGUGUUACCAGAAUCCCGUCACGGGGCUGCUGUCAGCCAGUCAUGAGCAGAAGGACGCCUGGGUGCGGGAUAACAUCUACAGCAUCCUGGCUGUGUGGGGCCUGGGCAUGGCCUACCGCAAGAAUGCUGACCGCGAUGAGGACAAAGCCAAGGCCUACGAGUUGGAGCAGAACGUGGUGAAACUGAUGCGGGGUCUUCUCCAGUGCAUGAUGAGACAGGUGAAUAAAGUGGAGAGGUUCAAGCACACUCAGAGUACCAAGGACAGCCUGCAUGCCAAGUACGACACCGCCACCUGCAGCACCGUGGUGGGCGACGACCAGUGGGGCCACCUCCAGGUGGAUGCCACCUCCCUCUUCCUCCUGUUUCUGGCCCAGAUGACUGCCUCCGGCUUACGUAUUAUUUUCACUCUUGACGAGGUGGCCUUCAUACAGAAUCUUGUUUUUUAUAUAGAAGCUGCAUAUAAAGUCGCUGAUUAUGGAAUGUGGGAACGUGGAGAUAAGACCAAUCAGGGCAUUCCAGAACUGAAUGCAAGCUCUGUAGGAAUGGCCAAGGCAGCCCUAGAGGCAAUUGACGAACUGGACCUUUUUGGAGCCCAUGGAGGUCGCAAGUCCGUGAUCCACGUUCUGCCCGAUGAGGUCGAACACUGCCAGUCUAUUCUGUUCUCCAUGCUGCCAAGAGCAUCGACAUCUAAAGAGAUUGAUGCUGGGCUUCUUUCCAUUAUUUCUUUCCCGGCCUUUGCAGUGGAAGAUGUGAACCUUGUGAAUGUGACCAAAAAUGAAAUUAUUUCCAAGCUCCAGGGGCGUUAUGGAUGCUGUCGCUUCCUUCGAGAUGGUUAUAAAACCCCAAGAGAGGACCCAAACCGAUUGCAUUAUGACCCUGCUGAACUCAAGCUCUUUGAAAACAUUGAAUGUGAAUGGCCUGUGUUCUGGACUUAUUUCAUAAUAGAUGGGGUCUUCAACGGUGAUGCUGUUCAGGUCCAAGAAUACCGAGAGGCCCUGGAGGGAAUAUUAAUCAGAGGCAAGAACGGGAUCCACCUGAUGCCUGAACUCUACGCCGUCCCGCCUAACAAGGUAGAUGAAGAGUAUAAGAAUCCUCACACGGUGGACAGAGUUCCUCUGGGGAAGCUGCCCCAUCUGUGGGGUCAGUCCUUGUACAUCCUCAGCUCCCUGUUGGCAGAGGGAUUCCUUGCCACUGGUGAAAUUGAUCCCUUAAGUAGAAGAUUUUCCACUUCCGUCAAACCUGAUGUCGUAGUACAAGUGACUGUUCUGGCAGAAAACAAGCACAUUAAGGAGUUGCUGAGGAAACAUGGGGUGAGCUUGCAGAGUAUUGCCGACAUUCAUCCAAUCCGAGUCCAGCCAGGCCGGAUUCUUAGUCACAUAUAUGCCAAGCUUGGACGGAAUAAGAAUAUGAAAUUGAGUGGGCGACCAUAUCGGCACAUCGGAGUCCUUGGAACAUCUAAACUAUAUGUGAUUAGGAACCAAAUCUUUACUUUCACACCCCAGUUCACUGACCAGCAUCACUUCUACCUGGCCCUGGACAAUGAGAUGAUCGUGGAGAUGCUGAGGAUCGAGCUAGCCUACCUGUGCACCUGCUGGCGGAUGACGGGCAGACCCACGCUCACCUUCCCCAUCACCCAUACCAUGCUCACAAACGAUGGCUCAGAUAUUCAUUCUGCUGUUCUUUCUACAAUUCGAAAACUAGAGGAUGGAUAUUUUGGAGGAGCUAGAGUAAAAUUAGGGAGUCUUUCGGAAUUUCUCACCACCUCUUUCUACACGUAUCUGACCUUCCUGGAUCCAGACUGUGAUGAGAAGUUGUUUGACGAUACCAGUGAAGGGAGCUUCAGUCCUGAUAGUGAUUCAGAUUUGGGAGGAUUUUUCGAAGACGCCUAUAAUCAAGAAAGCCAGGAUGAACUUGACCAGUAUAUCAACCACCUCCUGCAAAGCACAUCCUCGAAGUGCUAUCUGCCACCUCUUUGUAAGAAGACAGAGGACAGCCAUGUUUUCAGUGCCAUCUACUCCACUCAGGAUAUACUUUCCGUGAUGGCAAAAGCAAAGGGUUUGGAAAUUCCAUUUGUUCCCAUGGCUUUGCCAACUAAAGUUCUAAGUGCCCACCGUAAAUCGCUGAAUCUUGUUGAUUCUCCUCAGCCACUCCUAAAAAAGGCCCCUGAAGAUGACUUCCAGUUUCCCAGAGAUGACCACGGCAACAUAGACUGUGAGAAGCUGGCUGAGCAGCUGAAAGACUGUUCGAACCUACAGGACCAAGCGGACAUUCUGUACAUUCUGUAUGUAAUAAAGGGUCCCAGCUGGGACACAAAUCUCUCUGGACAGCACGGGGUCACUGUUCACAACCUCCUCAGUGAGCUAUAUGGAAAAGCCGGCUUGAACCAGGAGUGGGGUCUGAUCCGCUACAUCUCUGGCCUACUCAAGAAGAAAGUGGAAGUCCUGGCUGAGGCCUGCACGGACCUGCUGUCGCACCAGAAGCAGCUCACGGUGGGCCUGCCGCCAGAACCCCGGGAGAAGACCAUCUCUGCGCCUCUUCCCCCCGAGGAGCUCACAGAACUCAUCUACGAAGCCAGCGGGCAGGACAUCAGCAUCGCCGUGCUCACACAGGAGAUUGUGGUUUACCUGGCGAUGUAUGUCAGGGCACAGCCCAGCCUCUUCGUGGAGAUGCUCAGACUCCGGAUUGGACUCAUCAUUCAGGUGAUGGCCACGGAGCUGGCGCGGAGCCUGAACUGUUCAGGAGAAGAAGCUUCUGAAAGUUUGAUGAACCUCAGCCCUUUUGAUAUGAAAAAUCUCCUACACCAUAUUUUAAGUGGAAAAGAGUUUGGUGUUGAAAGGAGCGUGCGGCCUGUCCAUUCCUCCACAUCCAGCCCUGCCAUCUCCAUCCAUGAGGUGGGACAUACUGGAGUCACCAAAACCGAGAGGACUGGCAUCAACAGGCUGAGGAGUGAGAUGAAACAGAUGACUAGGCGAUUUAGUGCCGAUGAACAGAGGUCCAGCACCCCAUCCUCACCCACGGGCACGUCGUCGUCAGACUCAGGUGGGCAUCACAUCGGCUGGGGGGAGCGGCAGGGCCAGUGGCUGCGCAGGAGAAGGCUGGACGGGGCCAUCAACAGGGUCCCCGUGGGAUUUUACCAGAAGGUGUGGCAGAUCCUUCAGAAGUGUCACGGUCUGUCCAUCGACGGUUAUGUGCUUCCAUCCUCGACGACGCGAGAGAUGACCCCACAGGAGAUCAAGUUUGCUGUCCACGUUGAGUCGGUGCUGAACCGAGUGCCGCAGCCUGAGUACCGGCAGCUGCUGGUGGAGGCCAUCAUGGUGCUGACGCUGCUCUCGGACACGGAGAUGAACAGCAUUGGGGGCAUCAUCCAUGUGGACCAGAUCGUGCACGUGGCCAACCAGCUGUUCCUGCAGGACCAGAUGUCGAUCGGUGCCACGGACACACUGGAGAAGGACCAAGACACGGGCAUUUGCCACUUCUUUUACGACAGUGCUCCCAGCGGGGCUUAUGGGACAAUGACCUACCUAACGAAGGCAGUGGCUUCUCAUCUGCAGGAAUUGCUGCCCAGUUCAGGCUGCCAGAUGCAGUAGGGCCUUGGCGCUCUGAGUCUGUCGCUUUCUCGUGGGAACUUUCUUGUGUUCCCCAAGAUCCCCUGUGCUGUCACAAAAGCAUUUCCCGUCAGAAGCACUGGCAGGGAGGAGGUGGCAGUAACACACCUGAAAGCAGUAUACGUCCAAGCCGCAGAAUCCUGUGCCCGCCCCCGAGGAGCGCCCUGGGAUCAUCUUCUUGCAUUCAUUUUGCUGGGAAGUUUGUCACAGCAUCUGGUCUCCUGGAGUCUGAGGAGGUAUCGGAAAUUGGUCUCCUCUUGUGAGUGCAGAGUGAAGUGAGAAGGCAGCUUAAAUUGGCUUUCGCAGAGUUGCCGAACAGGUUCAGUGAGCUAGUGAUACAUCUUCAAGAUGAAAAGAUCCUUCCCACAGCUGCGGACCUUGGCAAGGGGCACAUCUUAACAGGGUACAGUCUGUCUGUGGGUCAAAAUGUGCAGCAAAUAGAACUCAUUCUGCAGAGG